Messenger RNA from Exophiala viscosa, 2017 nucleotides. Its product is annotated as major facilitator superfamily domain-containing protein. Gene Ontology annotation, biological process: transmembrane transport. The record is from RefSeq and is a predicted model, not a curated record. Bases 288 to 1772 code for a protein of 494 amino acids. Gene Ontology annotation, molecular function: transmembrane transporter activity. NCBI's taxonomy places the organism in Eukaryota, Fungi, Ascomycota, Eurotiomycetes, Chaetothyriales, Herpotrichiellaceae. The transcript has 5 exons. Gene Ontology annotation, cellular component: membrane.
GCGACUUUCCGUUCGAUACGCAAACUCGCAGCUGAUUCGCUGUCGGGUCAAUGUGAUUACCAGCAUCAGUAAUCAUCCAUAAAGGGCCAUCUGUACAAAACAAUAGCGUCAGUAUCUUGCAAAUACUAAUGCUAGCUAAUUGACGAGCAAUGCAUCCGUACUCAAGAGAACUGUUGUAACGGACCACCCCGGAAACCCUUUGGCACCCACGGAUGGCAGGAAUAAAUGCAUGCAGUGUCUGAACAAGAAUUCGAACUGUGUUGCAACAGACCAAGGAAUCUUCCAUUAUGACGGCCACCACAACAGAGCACGAGAAGCCGCAGCUCUCCAAAAGUCGCGAGCUGAUCGUUGCAGUUGCGAUCGUCUUGACUCAGUUUGUUCAGAUGAUACCAUUCGGAGCAGGAAUCACCGCGGCAGUCGCAAUUGGGAAAGACCUUGGUGCAGAUCAAUAUGCUUCCGCCUGGAUCGCAGCAAGUUACCCCCUAACGCAAGGAGCAUAUGUCCUGAUGGGUGGCCGGUUGGGACAGAUAUACGGUCACAAAAAUGUGCUCAUGGUAGCUGGUGUCUGGUGGGUGAUACUUACGCUAGUUUCAGGUUUCACGAGGAACUUGAUCGCUCUGUGCACGCUGAGAGGUUUAACCGGCAUCGGAGGAGCUUUCAUGUUGCCAAAUUCGCUGGCACUUCUCACCAUUACAUUUCCUCCUGGACGUAUGAGAAACAUCACGGUUUCUCUGUUCGGAGCCAUGGCACCUGUUGGUGCGGCUGGCGGGUCCAUAUGGCCGGGACUUUUCGUCCAGUUGACCCCGUGGAAAUACCUCUUCAUCUUCCUGAGCCUUCUCGGCGCAGUUAUCUUUACGGUUUUCUUCUUCGUCGUACCUUCAGAAGGAGAGCCUUUUGACAAAGGUGCAGCUCUGGACUGGGUUGGCGCGUAUCUGGGUACAACUGGACUUGUCUUAUUCAACUUUGUGUGGAACCAAGCACCUAGCGUUGGUUGGGAUGAGCCAUAUGAAUAUGCCCUCCUCUUCGUGUCCGUUUUGCACCUCGCUGGCUUCAUUAUCUGGGAGAGAAACAUUGCCAAAGUCCCAAUCUUACCCUUCGACAUCUGGACCGCACCGUCAUUUGCGCCAAUGAUUGCAGCAGCGUUCAUCACGUUCAUGGCCGUGGGCGUUGUCAUCUGGUACAUCAGUAUCUGGGAGUACCAAAUCCGGGGUUACACGCUCUUACUGCUGGGAGCUAGCUACUCGACUCUCGCAGUGUGCGGAGCAGGAGCUGCUUUUGCCAGUGGUAAAGCCAUUCGUAUCCUUCCAGCACAAUACAUCAUGGUGAUUGGAGCCGUCGCUACAGCGGUGUCGAACAUUCUGCUCGCAACCAUGCCAGCACAUCAAACCUAUUGGGCGCAGGUGUUCCCUGCGCUCAUAUGCCUGGCAUUUGGACCAGAUUUUAUUUUCACGGCUGCUCAGAUAAUUGCCAGCAACGCAGUGAAGAGGAGGCAUCAGGGCAUUGCAGGUUCAUUGGUGGGGACUGUAGCCUCGUAUGGGAUGAGCACAGGUCUGGGAGUGGCGUCCACGGUCGAGGUUUACACAAAUGGUCAUGGUAAAAAGCAAAUCCAAGGGUUCCGACAUGCCCUCUACCUUGGUGUAGGUAUGGCAAGCCUCGCGGCGAUCAUCGCUUUGAUGUCUGUGAGGAUACCCAAGGACACUCGAGAAGGCUGGGACGAGGACGAUGAUCCUGAUCCCAGGCCUGAGGAAACGAGAGCUGAAGUCACACAAUAAUGAUCGGAGCGCCCUGGCCAAGCAUUGAGACAAAUAGGGAUAUACCUGUAGGUAUGUAAACAUAGCGAUGAUGAUCAGGAACUCGACUGUCGCUGAUCACGCCAUGCACAUGUACUGUGGUAAGAGGAGCACGAAUCUGAGACCUGCUGGCAAAUGAGAAUCGGCAUAAUGUGCAUGAGUAUAGAGCCGCUUAAGUUGCCGGUUAUGGCUUAUCCUUAUCAGCGACCAGAGCGGCGGGUCAAUUU